AUGGAAACUCUCGACAACACUGAAUGGGAUGUGCUUAUAGUCGGCACUGGACUACAGCAGUCUUUGCUCGCUUUAGCCUUGUCGCGCUCGGGGAAGAAAAUCCUCCACAUCGACGAGAAUGACUACUACGGCGGUGCCGAAGCGGCUUUCAGCUUACAGGAAGCUGAGGAGUGGGUGCAGCGGGUGAAUGAUGAUGCAUCGAAUGCUGCCUUCUCCCAUAUUACCAUCAUCAAGCCCGAGGCCACCAGGUCAGACUCAUCAGCACCCGUAUUGUCGUUCCCGAGAGCAUACAGCUUGGCACUUAGCCCGCAGCUGAUAUAUGCACGCUCGUCGCUCCUCCAAUACCUUGUCUCUUCAAGGGUCUACCGUCAGCUUGAAUUUCUAGCUGUCGGUAGUUGGUGGGUAUACUCUGCAGAUGAGGGCAGCGAGAGCUCGGUUGCAUCUCCAAAUGCUUCACGACAUGGGAGGUUGCUGAAGGUACCAAACGGACGAGAAGACGUCUUCCAGAAUCAUGACCUCGACUUCAAGGCGAAGCGCGCUCUCAUGAAGUUCUUGCGUUUCAUCAGCGAGUACGAAGAGCAGACUGAGGUCUGGGAAGGGUACCGACAGAAACCUUUCCCCACCUUCCUCUCAGAGCAAUUCAAGGUCCCGGAUUCCCUACAGGAUCCGUUGCUCGCACUCACACUCUCGCCGUCGGGCUCGGAUCAGACGACCACUGAGUAUGCGCUACCGCGGAUUGCCAGGCACCUACGCUCGAUUGGCGUCUUUGGUGCUGGCUUCGGAGCAGUCAUCCCUAAAUGGGGCGGAAUAUCGGAGAUCAGUCAGGUUUCAUGUCGAGCUUGUGCUGUCGGUGGUGGUGUGUAUGUGCUUGGAAAAGGCCUAUCACCCGCAAGUGACAGCGCUGUGGAGACAACAGAGAACGGUAUCAAGCUUCGCCUGAAAGACGGCGAAGCUGUCACCACGAGAUGGGUCGUAGGUGGAAACACCGCGACCGCACAGGAGGACUCUUGCUGCCGCUCAAUGACCGUUGUCUCAUCUCCCCUUACGCCCUUGUUCCCGCCUAUCGCCGAAGAAGCACCAGCACCAGCUUGUGCUGUUGUUAUCUUCCCGUCUAGCUCACUGUCGCUGGACGGGCAUACUGAAGAGCUCCCACCAGUGCAACUCUUUGUGCACUCGAGCGACACGGGUGAAUGCCCCUCGGGUCAAAGUUUACUCUAUGCGUCUACCUCGCUGAGUGGCGAGAAGGGGUUUGAGCUCCUUCAACAAGCUGUCGAUGAGUUCUUGUCUUCGGUAGAUGUUACGCCACAGCCCAACAUACUCUGGUCGGUCAGAUACCAGCAACAACCAUCGUCCGGAUCCGAGUCACUUCCCACGGGUGCCGGAGAUCAGGUCCUCCGCUUUCCCCCUCCAUCAAUGGAUCUUGCCUUCGAUGACUCCGUGUUGGAGAACGUCCAGGGACUAUGGCAGAAGAUCGCAGGUGAUGACGGAGGGCAAUUUCUGAUAUUCCAGGACAGGGAAGCGUAUGAUGACGAGUAA
This is a messenger RNA of Cucurbitaria berberidis CBS 394.84, 1536 nucleotides long. Its product is annotated as rab proteins geranylgeranyltransferase component A. The record is from RefSeq and is a predicted model, not a curated record. Gene Ontology annotation, molecular function: GDP-dissociation inhibitor activity. The transcript has 4 exons. Gene Ontology annotation, biological process: small GTPase-mediated signal transduction; protein geranylgeranylation; vesicle-mediated transport. Lineage: Eukaryota; Fungi; Ascomycota; Dothideomycetes; Pleosporales; Cucurbitariaceae. The coding region runs from base 1 to 1536 and encodes 511 amino acids. Gene Ontology annotation, cellular component: nucleus; cytoplasm; cytosol.